Messenger RNA from Hirundo rustica (Barn swallow), 1086 nucleotides. RefSeq names its product deoxyribonuclease 1 like 3 (gene DNASE1L3). Gene Ontology annotation, biological process: programmed cell death involved in cell development; apoptotic DNA fragmentation. Gene Ontology annotation, cellular component: nucleus. Gene Ontology annotation, molecular function: DNA nuclease activity. The record is from RefSeq and is a predicted model, not a curated record. NCBI's taxonomy places the organism in Eukaryota, Metazoa, Chordata, Aves, Passeriformes, Hirundinidae. The transcript has 8 exons. The coding region runs from base 1 to 918 and encodes 305 amino acids.
AUGAAGAUGCUGCUCUUCUUCUUACUUUCAUUCUUCCAUUUCAACCCAUCUCUGAGCCUCAAAAUCUGCUCCUUCAAUGUGAGGUCUUUUGGAGCAACUAAAAUAGCCAGACCUGAAGUCGUUGAUGCUGUGGUAAAGAUUAUUUCCCGCUGUGACGUCAUGUUGCUGAUGGAAAUAAAGGACAGCAAAAACCGUGUUUGUCCUCUCCUGGUGGAGAAGCUUACCAGUCAGUUGAAGGGGCCAAAGGAGGAGUACAGGUGCGUGGCUAGCGAGAGGCUGGGAAGGAGCAGCUACAAGGAACAGUAUGUCUUCUUUUACAGGCAAAAUCAGGUGUUGGUGAAACAAACCUACCAGUACCCUGACACCCAGCCUGGGGAUGAGGAUGUCUUCUCCAGAGAGCCCUUCACCAUCUGGUUGCAGUCUCCCAAAACCGCUGUCCGUGAGUUUGCUAUUAUCCCUCUGCACACCACACCAGACACAGCAGUGCGGGAGAUCGAUGAGCUCUAUGAUGUGUAUUUGGAUGUCAAACAGCGCUGGAAAAUUGAGAACUUCAUCUUCAUGGGGGACUUCAAUGCUGGGUGUAACUAUGUUCCCCAAAAGCAGUGGAAGAAUAUCCGUCUGAGGACUUAUUCUGAAUUCCUCUGGCUAAUUGGUGACAAAAAUGACACAACAGUGAAGAACAGCACCAGAUGCCCAUAUGACAGGAUUGUGGUUAGUGGACAGAAGCUCAUCCAGGCUGUGGUGCCACACUCUGUCAACGUCUUUGAUUUCCAGGAGGAAUUUCAGAUGACCGAGGAGCAGGCACUGGGAGUGAGUGACCAUUUCCCAGUAGAAUUCGAGUUAAAAGCAAAAGGUGGACUUUUCAACUGGCUGAGAUCAAAGUUUUCAAGGAAGAGGAGACCAAAGAAGAGCCGCUGAGUUCUCCUGCAUGGCAUGGAAAUAAACAGAUGCCAACAGAUCUUGAAGAAGACUGGUGCAGAAAUACAGCAAGUGCAAUGUUUAGUGGCUAAAAACCCUCAUAUAUUUUGUUAUAGUUUAAAUAUUUUGAGUGAGAAGGCAAAUUAAACCUUCACGCUGUUUUUUCUU